Brugia malayi is the source of this 1056-nucleotide messenger RNA. RefSeq names its product CG7849-PB, putative. Gene Ontology annotation, biological process: pseudouridine synthesis; RNA processing. The record is from RefSeq and is a predicted model, not a curated record. NCBI's taxonomy places the organism in Eukaryota, Metazoa, Nematoda, Chromadorea, Rhabditida, Onchocercidae. Gene Ontology annotation, molecular function: pseudouridine synthase activity; RNA binding. The transcript has 6 exons. The coding region runs from base 1 to 1056 and encodes 351 amino acids.
AUGCGCGUAGGUGCAACAGUAACUGAUAUCUGGAGAUCACUACAUGGUAUUGUCUGUGUACAUAAACCACGUGACAUGUCACUUACGGCGUUGAGAUUACGUCUUAUCAAUGCAAUUUGUGAAGAUGCCAACAAGCGUUGCUUACCAAUAGAAAUACCGGAAAUUGAAAUGCCAGUUGUUGAGCCUCAUCCAAUAUCACAGGCACCUAUUAUUGUUGGCUUACGAAAACAACCAAAUUAUGACUUUCAUCCUCUUGUUGUUGGGAAACCAUUUCGAAAAGAGGAUAUUCAAAUUGAAGAGUUAGAUUAUCAGCAACCUGCAAGUUCUGGUCUAUGCUUGUUUGGCAUUAAUGACGGCCGCGAUAUGUUAGAAAGCUUACGUGAUCGUAUUUGGGUGAACGAAUAUGUUUUGAAAGGUCAACUAGGUCGUGGAACAGUUCAAAAUAAGAUUCGAGGAAAAGUAAAUCGGGAAUGUGACUAUGAGCAUAUUACUCAUCAACACAUGUCAAGAUUUCUAAUGCGAUUACAAGCUCAUUACAAAAAGUUAGCUUUUGAGCUAGCAAAUGUAGAUUUAGAAAGCCAAGAAGCAUUUGAAUUGGCUCGAAAGGGUUUACCAAGGCCUAAAGUUCUUGGUGCACCUGUAAUAUAUUUUAUCAAAUUGAUAUACUUUAAUUUGCCACAUUUUACAAUCAAUUUGCACUGUGUUUGCAAAGACGACAAUUUUUUACAGGAUUUCAUUAAUGAAAUUGCAUUAUCUCUAGGUUCUGUGGCAUCAUGUCGUCAGUUAUUACGAAUACAAUUAGGACCAUUUAAUUGUACGCAUUCAUUACUGGAUAAGCAUUUUACACUGAAAAAUAUUUUAAGAAAUAUGCAACUUUGUGAAAAAAUUAUCAAAUAUGAUGAGAAAACACCAGAUAAAGGGAUUGUAAAAGCUACAGCUCAGUCAUCUGUUGAUGAUAUACUCAAUGAUGAAUUUAUCGAAACGCUUGAUGAUGAAGAGGAAAAUGAAACUAUCGAUGACUGUUUACGAAUUCCAUGGGGUAGAACUUAUGAGUAA